Molecule: messenger RNA, 2981 nt
Organism: Arabidopsis lyrata subsp. lyrata
Lineage: Eukaryota; Viridiplantae; Streptophyta; Magnoliopsida; Brassicales; Brassicaceae
Product: pentatricopeptide repeat-containing protein At3g07290, mitochondrial
Exons: 1
Coding region: 245-2839 (864 amino acids)
Molecular function (GO): protein binding
Source: RefSeq, a predicted model, not a curated record
AAACAUGGAAAUAUUGAAAACCAAAAAUUCAUAAGUAUGAGAUGAAGCAUUGGUUCGGUGCGGUUCAAUUUCAAUUAGCCAUAACCGGAACACUAUAUCGUCUCCGUGAGAAUCGAGAUUCAGACAGACAACACCUGCAAAAACCCCCAUUGUUCUUCAUUCAAUAGCCAGAGCGAUAAAACCCUAAACCCACUAGUUAAAGUAAUCACUUUUAUUGUUUCUCUCCGGCUCCUUCAAUCUGUGUAUGCUGAUACAUAUCAGAAUUCCUCGAAAGAUCUUAGCUUUGAGGCGUCAUGUUUUUCCGCCUUAUAAUGCGUUCUUCUCCGUCUCUUCUCGACCUUCUCAGUUUUCCUCGGACCAAGUGGCGGCUCACAAUGUUGCAUCUUUACUAAAAAGCCCCAAUUGGGAGAAGAACAGUUCUCUUAAAUCUCUAGUCUCUCACAUGAGCCCAAAUGUCGCUUCACAGGUCAUUUCGCUUCAACGCAGUGACAAUGACAUUUGCGUUCGCUUUUUCAUGUGGGUCUGCAAGCAUUCGUCGUACUGUUUUGACCCAACUCAGAAAAAUCAGCUUUUGAAACUGAUUGUUUCUUCCGGAUUGUUUCGAGUUGCGCAUGAUGUUAUUGUUGCGUUGAUCAGGGAAUGUAGUAGAUGCGAGAAAGAGAUGUUGAAACUAAUAAGUUGUUUUGAUGAGCUGAGAGAGGUUUCUGGGUUCCGGUUAAAUUACCCUUGUUACAGCUCUCUUUUGAUGUCCUUGGCUAAACUUGAUUUAGGAUUUUUAGCUUACGUGACUUACAGAAGAAUGGAAGCUGACGGAUUUGUUGUUGGUAUGAUUGAUUAUAGAACCAUUGUCAAUGCUCUGUGUAAGAAUGGAUACACGGAAGCCGCUGAGAUGUUCAUGUGUAAGAUUCUUAAAGUUGGGUUUCUGUUAGAUUCCCAUAUAGUCACUUCUCUGUUGCUGGGUUUUUGCCGUGGAUUGAACCUUAGAGAUGCACUCAAGGUGUUUGAUUUAAUGUCUAGGGAGGGAACUUGUGCACCAAACUCUGUUAGUUACUCCAUUUUGAUUCACGGGUUGUGUGAAGUAGGGAGACUUGAAGAAGCCUUUGGCUUAAAAGAUCAAAUGGGUGAGAAAGGUUGCCAACCAAGCACACGUACAUAUACUGUGCUUAUUAAAGCCUUGUGCGAUAGAGGUUUGAUUGAUAAAGCUUUUAACUUGUUUGAUGAGAUGAUUGCUAGAGGGUGCAAACCAAACGUUCACACUUACACCGUUUUGAUUGAUGGGUUAUGUAGAGACGGAAAGAUUGAAGAGGCUAAUGGGGUUUGUCGAAAGAUGGUUAAAGACGGGAUAUUUCCCAGUGUAAUAACUUACAAUGCGUUGAUAAAUGGCUACUGCAAAGAUGGACGGGUUGUUCCCGCUUUUGAGCUUCUUACUGUAAUGGAGAAGAGGGCUUGCAAACCAAAUGUAAGAACUUUUAACGAGCUUAUGGAAGGGUUGUGUAGAGUUGGGAAACCGUACAAGGCCGUGCACCUUUUGAAGAGAAUGCUGGACAAUGGCCUGUCACCUGACAUUGUGAGCUAUAAUGUUUUGAUCGAUGGGCUUUGUAGAGAAGGCCAUAUGAAUGUGGCGUACAAGCUACUUACCUCGAUGAACUCCUUUGACCUUGAGCCUGAUUGUCUUACAUUCACCGCUAUAAUAAAUGCUUUCUGCAAACAAGGGAAGGCUGACGUUGCUAGCGCAUUCUUAGGUUUGAUGCUUAGAAAAGGAAUAAGCCUAGAUGAAGUAACAGGUACAACUCUUAUUGAUGGUGUCUGCAAUGUCGGUAAAACCCGUGACGCAUUGUUUAUCCUGGAGACGUUGGUUAAAAUGAGAAUGUUGACAACUCCUCACUCCCUGAACGUGAUUCUUGAUAUGCUCAGUAAAGGUUGUAAACUGAAGGAGGAAUUAGCAAUGCUUGGGAAAAUCAAUAAGCUUGGUUUAGUUCCUUCUGUAGUGACUUACACAACAUUGGUUGAUGGGUUGAUUCGAUCAGGUGAUAUUAGCGGUUCCUUCAGGAUGCUAGAACUGAUGAAGUUAAGUGGUUGUUUGCCGAAUGUCUAUCCAUACACAAUCAUCAUCAAUGGUCUUUGUCAAUUUGGGAGAGUCGAGGAAGCAGAGAAGCUUCUUUCUGCUAUGCAAGAUUCAGGAGUUUCACCAAACCAUGUUACUUAUACCGUUAUGGUGAAAGGAUAUGUCAAUAAUGGAAAACUAGACCGUGCUCUUGAAACAGUAAGAGCAAUGGUUGAAAGAGGAUAUGAACUAAAUGACCGUAUCUAUUCUUCUUUGUUACGGGGAUUUGUCUUAUCUCAAAAAGGUAUUAGAGAAACCGAUCCUGAAUGUAUCAAAGAACUCAUAUCUGUGGUAGAACAACUUGGUGGGUCUACCAGCGGGUUAUGUAUUUUCUUGGUCACACGGUUAUGCAAAGAGGGAAGAACGGAUGAGUCCAACGGUCUAGUCCAAACUAUACUCAAGAGCGGUGUUUUUCUCGAGAAGGCCAUCGACAUCAUCAUGGAAUCUUAUUGCAGCAAGAAGAAACACACCAAGUGUGUGGAGCUGAUAACACUUGUUCUCAAAUCCGGGUUUGUCCCGAGUUUCAAAUCUUUCUGCCUAGUGAUUCAAGGUUUGAAGAAGGAAGGAGAUACAGAGCGGGCGCGUGAGCUCGUAAUGGAGCUUCUUACCUCGAAUGGAGUUGUAGAGAAAAGUGGAGUGUUGCCUUAUGUUGAGUGUCUCAUGGAAACUGGUGAUUGCAGUGAAGUCAUAGAUUUGGUGGAUCAAUUGCACAGCAGAGAAAGACCCACCUUCUAAAACUAUUACUCUUUAAGAUUUUGUAUAGCUUUUUUUUUGCUUGUACGAAGAAGAUAAUCCUUUUGAAUGUAUAAGUGUGGAUGAGAACCUCGUACAGUAUAUGUAUAUCAAUCAAUCGUGUGCUUGAUUUUGUUGAAUAGAA